Colletotrichum acutatum is the source of this 1709-nucleotide messenger RNA. RefSeq lists its product as uncharacterized. The record is from RefSeq and is a predicted model, not a curated record. The transcript has 2 exons. NCBI's taxonomy places the organism in Eukaryota, Fungi, Ascomycota, Sordariomycetes, Glomerellales, Glomerellaceae. Bases 86 to 1498 code for a protein of 470 amino acids.
CUGUGUUCUUGAACCCUCUUUCUUGUCACUACGCACCCAUAAUAACAGUAUUACAGCAUCUGUCACGACUCCCGCCGUCUUGGCAAUGGCUGACGCGCAGACUUACAGCACACUUGAGGUAGACACUCGUCAAACGGAGAACGGACUUGAGUUGCAUCAUACUGAGAGCCAGUAUCUUCAACGGACUUCGGACUUUCACCGGAAGCUGGACAAUCAUGACCACAGCCAAGCCAAUUCCCCUCAACAAGACGAACAUGACUCAACGGCCAAAGCUGGAAGGCGAACCACCAUCUGUGGUCUUUCACGGCGAGUGUUCAUCAUAAUACUUGUCGUGGGCCUGGUGAUGCUGAUAGGCGCCAUCGCUGGUGGUGUUGCUGGAGGCUUGCUUAGCCGCCGAGAUAACACCACGAAGGCUACCACACGCUGCAUUCUCAGUACGUCAAGACUAGCAGCGGCGAAUCGAACAAUUGACGAAAACUUUCAAAAGACUGUCUUUUUUCAAGAUGGUUCGGGCGCGCUAAUGGCGCGGUAUGUUUUGGCAUCGUCAACAGGUUCAACGGAGUGGACGACCACAAACCUUACGUCCUACUUCAAGUCCACGGUUGGCGAAAUUGAUCUUCCCAACGGUGCUCCAAUGGUAGCAAUGUCUUGCGCGGAUUGGAGUUGUGGCGACACCAGCCUUUUCUAUCUUGGCACCGACGGAAUUGUACACGACGUAAGGGAUGAUAGUGGGAAAGGUGGCGCAGCAUGGUAUUCUGAUCGUGGCGGGAUAGCGAAGGCCUCCCUCAGAGCUGACGAGGGCUCACAGCUUGCAGCAACAUUGCUUCAGCGAUUUCCCACCCAAAAUGAUCAACCGGUGCCUAACGGUACUAUACUAGUCAAUCGACUUGUUGCUUAUAAAGGCCAAGACAAGAGCCUUUAUGUCGCCAAUGAGAGUGUUUCUUGGGCUCCAAGCGAGCUGGAUCAAAUACCGAAUUUGACAACCAAUUUAAGCCUGGCAAUGAUUACACAGUUUGGAGGUGUUAUACUUGAUGAGAUUAGCUUGGUGGCUCAAGCCGUAGGUUCGAACACUGCCACGACUUCAGAUUUCAGCAUGGUUGAAGACAGAUGGGAAGGUCAGGGAUGGAACAGCCAAAGUAAAAAUGAAGCUAUUCUAGACGACAUUCUCAAGCCCCAAGGCUCAUCAUCAAUGGCGACGCCUCAAUUUGCUGUUACGAUGCGAAACAACUGGCUGGACAGCAUCUACUUGGCCCUCAACCCCGAUGGAACUAUAAUUGGCCGAGUAGUAGGACAGAGAAAUGAGACGAUGGACCAAAUCACGCUCGAAAAGUCCGGGGGAGAAGUGGCCAAGUUUUCGGCUAUUGCAACAACAAUGGAAGGACACCUCUAUGGAAUUGUCAACGAUACCAUACGGGAAUACUCCUUUGAUACUUCAGAUGCGUCUAUUCUACAUUUUGAUGGAGUCGUAUAUGAGUGUUUGACGAAAAAAAUCUCCUAGUCAUUCACUCUUAGCCACUGAGUUUACGUGUUCCAGUUUCGGGUGGGAGAUCAGCGCUACUGCAUAGGGGGUAGAUAUCUUUGGUUAGAAGUGAGAAAUGAUUUUGGCCGACCAGGCAUAUUUAUAAGGUAGUUCGUAGACCCUGAAGUAAGCUCUCUACUGGGAUCAAGUGUCAGGUGAAUGUUUUCAUGCAUGAGUUUCCGUUCAGUAC